Molecule: messenger RNA, 1040 nt
Organism: Triticum aestivum (bread wheat)
Lineage: Eukaryota; Viridiplantae; Streptophyta; Magnoliopsida; Poales; Poaceae
Exons: 3
Coding region: 59-439 (126 amino acids)
Source: RefSeq, a predicted model, not a curated record
UGGUAGGGCCUAUGAUUGUUGGUCCUUUCACCUUUGUGCAUCACCAUCCUAUGGAGCCAUGAGAUCUGAACCAAUGAAUACAGACAACAUUAACUAUGUUUGUGGAUCACCACAUGUUCUAUUGGAACAAGAGAAAAGGAGAAGAAGGGGAUGGAUGAGCAAGGACCAGAAGGACCAGAAGAAGAAGGGCAAGGGAGAUGGGGCGAUGUGCAUGUCCAUGGAGGUGUUGUUGUUGUGGGUUGGUGCUGCUGCUGUUGCAGGGGCAGCAGUGUCUCCAAGCAAACAGGUUGUUGUGUACGUACGACAUAUUUCUGUGCUCCUGGAUGUGCUACAUCACCUCAUCCUCUCAUUGGCCGCCUCGGUGCCCGUGGCGUUCGUGCUCAUCGGCGGGACGGUGCAAGGCCCAACUCCGAUGCAGCGGCGUGGAUGUGCGGUGUAGGAAGCGGUUCCUCGCCGGCUGGACGGCGUUCAGGUACAACCCCGGCGCCCACUAAGUACUGCCUCGGCUACAACCUCCCUCGGUGAGCUCCAUCUUCCUCCUGCUCUGCUUCAGCUACUGCAUGGGACAUGGCUAGGGCUACGAUGAUCAGUUAUGGCUGAUAUAGGCAUGCUCUCGAGCAAUCGAGGCAAUUGUUGUGGGUAUUAAUUUGGAUCCCCCCUCAUUUCCUUGAGCUAUUUUGAUCACGUUCUUAUUUUAGUGGCUCUGUCCUUGGAUGGUCAUUUCUGAUGAGUGAUAACCAGGGCAGUUUCACCCUCAUAAGAACAUAUUGAUCUGGUGAUCCAUCCAGAAAUAAGAGACGAGUGGAUGCACAAGGCUCCUCGGCGAUUUGAGCCUCCUGGCCGUCGGAUCGGCUCCUUGAUGCAUUUCCGGCUGUCCGAUCCCCCUCCCGAACGCCCUCGACCGUUGGAUAAAAACUGAGCGCUCGUUUCACUCCCGGCCUGCCACCGCACGUAAUUCCAGUGCCCCGCCGGGGGCGUUCACGCCAUUUCGCUUUGUCUGUGGCGGUGGUGUUCGUGCUAGGGCGAUGAUGAUUAACUAU